AUGAACAAUCUUGGUGCUGGCGGCCAAGCUGAGCCUUACGUCGUCAAUGCUGUCAACGUUAUUACGUUUGUCAUCAUGGUCUUCUUUUCUCCUUUGGCGAGCAUUGUCGGCAACCUGAUCGGUCUGAAGUGGAUUGUCGUCUUCGGAACCCUGGGCUAUGUGCCUUACUCUGCUGCGCUGUAUUGCAACUCUCUUUGGGGUACCCAAUGGUUCCUUAUCUUUGGCGCUGUCACAUGUGGCUUCUCGGCAGCUGCCCUCUGGCCCGGCGAAGCAGCGAUUGCGGUUGGCUAUCCUGAAGUUGCUCGAAGAGGCACCUGCAUUAGCAUCUGGAUGGCCCUAGGCAAACUCGGCUCCAUCAUUGCGACCGCAAUUCAACUCGCCAUAAACAAGGACGGCGACACAACCGGCGCUAUUGCUCCCUCGACGUAUCUCGUCCUUGUUGCCAUACAGUGCCUAGGUCUCCCACUCUCUCUUGUAAUUGCCCCUCCAAACAAGCUCAUUCGGAAGGAUGGAAGAAAGCAUGUCUUUGCCAACUCUCAGCGCUCUUUCGUGGUGCAACUCAAAGCUUUUCUCGCCCAAUUCAAACGUAAAGAAGUUCUGCUCUUGAUCCCGGCCUUCAUCACCGCGCAAUGGGGCGUCACAUACCAGGGCAACUACAUGGCGGCCUACUUCACGGUGCGCGCUCGUACGCUCUCUGGUUUCUUGAUUGCAAUCGUCGGUGCCAUCUCCAACCUCCUCGCCGGCUGGUGGCUGGACACGAAGCACCUGCGUCGGACAAUUCAAGCACGCUGGAGUUGGUACUUCUUGCUCGCUCUCUUCACGCUUGUCUGGAUCUGGAACAUUGUUGUGCAGGAGCGAUGGCAGCGUGAGAGUCCCGGGGAGAUUGACUGGAGCAGCCCGAGUUUCGGGGAAGGUGUUGCCAUCUUCAUUCUUUACCGUAUUGCGUACGAGACUGUCGGAGUCUGGCUUUAUUGGGUUCUCGGCACUUUCGACGUGGAGGCGGACACCAUUGCUUUGUCUAUGGGUGUCCUCCGCUCAGGAGAGUCUGUUGGUUCGGCGUUGUCGUAUGCAGUCGGAUCAGUGCGCAGUGCGUCCUUGAUGACCAACCUGAUUGUCUCUGUGGUUGUUUUCUAUGUUGCUGUUCCUGCCACCACUUGGGCUUCUUUGCUUGUCAAGGAUAGGCUUCCCGGGGAGCUGCAUGGCUCUGACAGCGAUGGUGAGGGGUUCGGCCAGACUGACCGUCCUCAAUCUGAUGCGGAGCAAGUUGAGGUGAACCACGACGCCAAGGUAUAA
Colletotrichum aenigma is the source of this 1293-nucleotide messenger RNA. Its product is annotated as UNC93-like protein. The transcript is spliced from 6 exons. The coding region runs from base 1 to 1293 and encodes 430 amino acids. Gene Ontology annotation, biological process: transmembrane transport. The record is from RefSeq and is a predicted model, not a curated record. Lineage: Eukaryota; Fungi; Ascomycota; Sordariomycetes; Glomerellales; Glomerellaceae. Gene Ontology annotation, molecular function: transmembrane transporter activity.